CUACGAGCUGCUGUAGCCCACACUCCGGCCACCUGCUCACGUGUGGGCGCGAACCCAACCCAUCGACCCAUCGCCAUGGUGGAAGGCUUCUCCGAGUUGGUCCAGGCCUCGGGCAUCUCUGUGCCCGCUCGCGCGCGCUUCGUGGGGCGGUUCUUGGGCUAUACGACCUUCGGUGCGCUGACCUUUGGUUUGGUUUGUGGGCAGCUGGGCGUCUUUCUGCUUGGGCAGCAAUGGAGCUCCGCCUCAAGCUCACAUGCGACGGGAAGUAGAUGACAGGAUUGGCUUGGGGCCCUUGAUCCCCUUCGCGUGGGGCUCCUGGUUUGGCUACACCCUGUCCUCGAUCUCCUUCCUCCGGGCGGAGUUUGCCACUGCGAGGGAGUAUGUGCGAGACUAUCCCAGGUUGCUGGAGUACGUGCUCCGCACUGAAUUCAGCUGGGCUCAGCUUCCGCAGGAGAUCUCGGUGGACCAGUGGGCGGAAGGAUCAUUGCCGCGGCUGAGUUGGUGCGUUUUGGCCUCCCAAAGUUGUCAGGUCCGGGCCGGAGGGGAGAACAUCGGCGGAUAUAUGGCGGAUGUGGAAGAAACCGUGGACAAGGUCGCCACCAAGAGCGAUCCGGGAGCAGCGAUGGGGAUGAAAUCGCGUGUCCAAGUUGCGGCGCACAGCAUUCAGUUGGAGGAACACAUUUGAGAUCAGAUUUGGCAGGUUUAUAGACCAAAGUGACCAAGAACAGUGACGUCUUUCACCGCUGUUAUUGACAUGCUGACAUGCUUGGCAAGGCCAACUGUUUGUGGCACUUUCUCCUGAGAGCCAGAAGGUCCGUAUUUGACUUCCAUUUUGGGCAAGACCAGCUCAUCAUUGGCCUGAAGGUUGUAGCGAACCGACGUAAUCAGCCAUGCUUCAUGUGGCAUCUCUUGAUCUCCACUUUUCGCACUCCAAACGAUGCGCGGGUUGAGCUUCAUGGCAACCGGUCCUCGACUCCAUCCAGGCCUUGAUCCAAGAACAACAAGAACAGAAGCGACGGGAGUUGCUCGAGCUGGAAUGAGAUGGGAGAAGGUUGCCUGAAAGUUGCUACACCAGGUGCAUGCCACCCCUGAUGCCCCAAGUGCGUGUCAUACGUCGGAUUCAUAGAGUCUGCAAAUAUAGGCCAAUGGAUACCGA
Durusdinium trenchii is the source of this 1156-nucleotide messenger RNA. The record is from the annotation of a GenBank genome assembly. Lineage: Eukaryota; Dinophyceae; Suessiales; Symbiodiniaceae.